Oncorhynchus nerka (sockeye salmon) is the source of this 4533-nucleotide messenger RNA. It is a transcript of the gene ankar, whose product is annotated as ankyrin and armadillo repeat containing. The record is from RefSeq and is a predicted model, not a curated record. The transcript has 23 exons. NCBI's taxonomy places the organism in Eukaryota, Metazoa, Chordata, Actinopteri, Salmoniformes, Salmonidae. Bases 134 to 4432 code for a protein of 1432 amino acids. Gene Ontology annotation, molecular function: protein binding.
CUUUGAGGCAACAAUGUUGUGCCGUGAUGCUAUCAACAAGUUUAACCCGUUAUUCUAAAACGGUCUAUGCAAGUACUUUAAAGUGUAAGCAAAGGUUAAAAUAGCCUGCUAGCUAACGUAAACUGUGGACGUAAUGGCGCGCUCACUGACAUCCAGUGCUUCGUCCAGAUUACAACAUUCUUCUGUUGAAGAGGAGAAGGAUGACACGGCCUACCUUGCUGCAUUGACAGCUCAAAGAAAUGCCAACGCUUUCUUUGAGAAGUACGACAAGGGUGAAGUUCAGGAGUUGCUGAGCCUGACCUCUUGUAACUGGUUUCUGAGUGGUGAUGACUUCACUCAGCCAGUUGAAAUGCCGCCGGGUAUAAUCAAACAAAUGAGGAACUUCACUAACUCAAACUGUAUCAUUCUCGCACCUGUGGAUGUGCGAGUCCCUCUUGAUUACAAGGUGGUCCAUCAAAUAGUCAGAGAGCUCACAGUUGGCAUCUAUUGUUUCAACCAAGUGCCAUGUAUAAGUCUUGAACCCAACUUUGACCAGAGCACCUCGUGCCAACUGUCUCCAGCAUAUUAUGAUACGAAAGUAGGACAAAUUUUGGUUAAUGUUGACUACACCAUCAAGGCUCUUUGGCAUGGAGCCAAUAUUCCUAGAGAAAAUCGCAUUCGCUUCUCUGAACUCUGGAGAAGCAGCAUGGGUGUCGACUCAAAUGGAGUGCCCCAGACAAAGAAAGAUGUGUUUGCAGAGUUUCUCACUGCAGGUCUUCAGGACAUCUCAGAGGAGCCCUGUUACCAGGGCAUAUACAACAUGGAAGUCAAUGUGGAUCCUACCUACGACCCCAACAGUGCAGAGGAGGAGAGGCUUUUUUCCCAACACCAGGAGAGCAUCCUGCUUAAGCUGACAUCCUACCUGUCCUCUGUCCGACAGCACGGCAACCUGUUUGUGUUCGAGGGCGCCCACAGUCUGGCCAGUGUGGUGAGGCUGACUGAGGAAAGGCUGGAGCUGGCCACCUAUCAGAGGCUGCAGCAGAGGCUGGGUCUACAAGCAGGCCUGGUUAGGGGCUGCUUGGAGAGGAAGGCAGAGGUGUGCAGAGACCUGGCUUACCUGCGCCUCCUCACUUUCCUGGUGCCCUUCCUGGUAGGGCUAAAGAAGAGGAUGAAGAUCCCAGACCUGGCGCAGAUGCUUCCGGCUUACUCAGAUGAUAAACUGAAGACAGAGAGGGAAUUACCACCAUUGCUCAUUGGACCUGCGUUCGCCUGUAAACAUUUUCCGUACAAGUCUGAUGAGUAUUUUCACCUUCACGGUGGGAUUGAAGUUGACAUCGGAACCCCUCAGCUAGAGGAAGUCUCUGAGGAAACAAAGGAAACCUUUGCUGCACUGCAGAGUCUUGCAGUGGAUCACCUAAGAGAUCUGCUAAGUCAGGACACCACCUACAAAGAGCACUUCCCCGUACCAGUCCACAAGGUCAACGGCAAUAACUAUCAUGCGAUCUCCAUUGAGGUGGGCUCAUUCUACCCUCAGCCUAACGUGGUUCCAUGGUGGGAGGCCCUCAACACUGCCAUCAAAACCCUGAGAGGGAAGAGAUUGCCUCUCUCUGACGUCCAGCUGCAUGAGCAGUUCAAGAAGACAUUUGGCUACAAAAAGGCCAUCAAUUGCAAGAGUGUGCCAUUUGGCCUGCGUGCUGCGGCAGAGCGUGGCCUAUCCGCUGUGUUCUACUCGCUGUGCCGUCGGAACUCUCCAUCUCACCUGGGAGUCCUGGACGAGCAGGGCUACUCCCUGCUGCACCACGCCGCCAAACACAACCACACUCACAUCAUCUGCCAGCUGGCCACCACCGGGGUCAACCUCAACCAGAAAAGCAGUGGCAGGUUCAGCCGCACAGUGAAAUCUGGAGGUGGCGGUGGGCCCCCAAAAGAAGGAGCUGGCUCUACUCCCAUGCACCUGGCUGCUCAGUGUGGUUCCCUGGAGGCCAUCAGCUGCCUGCUGGCUCUGCAGGCCGACCACCGGCUAGUGGACCGCAGGGGCUGGAUGGCUGUGCACUUUGCUGCCUACUACGGCCAGGUGGCCUGCAUACAGGCCCUUUGCAGGAAAGACCCAGAGCUGGUGGAGAUGCAAACCACUGCCGAGUACCGCAGCUGCCCGUUGCUCCUGACGGCCAAGUCUGGCUCCGUGGAGGCCCUGGACUACAUGCUGUCCGCGGGAGCCAACUGGAGGAGGAGGGACAGCAAGGGCAACGACGUCGUGCAGCUGGCCGCCCUCUACUUCCACCCCAAAGUCCUCAGGCACCUCAUCUCGCUGGGCCUGCCGGACCUGCCUGUCUGGAAGAUCCUCGUGGAGAUGCUGCACAGCGAGGACCACCGCAGGCUGGAGAUGGCCAUCCGCUGCCUGGAAGCUCUGUGUGUCACGGCCAAGUCCUUCUGGAGGGAUAUCAUGGAUGCAGGAGGGAUCCCGGCCCUGUUGGAGCUAAUGCGCAGCACGAGACCAGCGCUACAACGUAUGGCUGCCGCCGUGGUGUGUCACAUCUCGGAGAGGACACCCGUGUGUGAGGCCCUGGUGCGCUAUGGUGCCGUGCCGGUUCUGGUCAAUCUGCUGGGCAGCCAGCAGGCCGAGCUCCACUCCCGCUGUGCCCUCAUACUGGCAGACCUGGCAGGGCACAGUGACCAGUACCAGUCCCUCAUAGCCCAGCAGGGUGGAGUGGCCCCGUUGGUGAGGCUCCUGGGCUCGGACCUACAUGAUGUGCUGGUGAACACUGUGCGGUGCAUCAAGGCGCUGUGUGUCCGUAGCCCCGGCAAUCAGACGGCCGUGGCUUUGGCUGGGGGGAUUCCACAACUUGUGGAGCUCUUGACUGUCAGAUCAGAAGUGUUGCAAGAGGAGGUGUGUGCGGCUCUGGCUGAGCUGGCUAAGGGACACCGGGAGAACCAGGACACCAUCUGUGGAGUGGGCGCCGUGGCCCCGUUGGUGCUCAUACUGCGGGGGAGGAAGAUAGCCGCGCAGGUGACAGCAGCCAGAGCCCUGGAGGCCAUCGCUGAUCACAACCCUGCCAUUCAGGCCCGCUUUCUGAAGAAGUCGGCCGCCAAGCACCUCCUACGACUCUUAAAGGUGUUCCAGGUGGAGGCGAGGGAGCAGGGGGCCGUCUCUCUAUGGGCCCUGGCAGGACACACUCUGAAGCAACAGAGACUCAUGGCAGAGCACAUCGGCUACCACUUCAUCCUCGAGCUCAUCCUCUCCUCCUCCGACAGGAUGCAAUAUGUCGGCUGCCAGGCAGUUAUAGCACUGAGCAGGGACAGUCGGAGCCACCAGGACGGGCUGUGUAAAGAAAAUGGGGUGCCCCCGCUGGUUCGUCUACUACGGGGGUCCCGGACCACAGAGAGUACCCUCCUCAGCGUUAUACGAUCCCUGGGCAUCCUGUGUAUUGGAGGGGCACACACCAAUAACCCAAACAGCCAGAGGGUCAUAGCUGAGGAGCAAGCCAUUCCAACUCUGUUAGAACUUGUGAAGCACCAAGAAUCACUGCAGGUCAAGGUCCAAGUGGCUCAAACGCUGGCCUGUGUGCUUCUGGGAAACCAGGACCUACAAACAACCUUCUGGGAAAAAGAGGAGUUUACCUACGAAACAGUUCUAGAGUUGCUGCGAGUGCCAGAUCAGCAGGACAUCUGCCUGGAGGCUGGUUAUGCCCUGUCUCUGUUUGCCUACAACAACACCACCCAGCAGGCAGCCAUCCUGCAGAAUGGUGGCAUUCCCAUAGCCAUGUACGAGCCCUUCUUGAACUCCAGGAAUGAGAUGGAGAGGGCCAAAGCUGCUUUUCAGAUAGUUGUGCUGGCCAAAGUGAUCACAGACACAGACCAGGUGACUCUGUCUGCCAGAGGGGUGACUGUCCUUGUAGACCUUCUGCAGUCCACUAAUCCCAACACUGUGGUCCUGACAGCUCAGUUGCUAGCCAGUCUGGCUCACACCCGGGCAGGUAUUCCUGAUGCUAUUGUCACCAUGGGAGCUGUUGGUCACCUAUGUGCUCACCUGUAUUCUGAGGAGGAAGAGGUGCGAACGGCAUCUUCAAGUGCCCUCGGCUACCUCACCUUUAACCGUCACGCACAUCGCCUCUUGUUGGUGGAAUGUCGAAACACUCCAUCUAUGUACAACCUUUUGACCCAGCAUCUCAUCGAGGAUGCCAAGAUCUCACACAUUUUUACUGCGGAGUUCGAAAGGCAGAAAAUAGUGGGGCUGCCAUCACUAAGUUUGGAGAUAAAUGGUGGCCCACCUGUUCCUCAGCGCAACAAAAAAGUCGCAAUCGUCUUUGUCGCCUCUACCUACGGCAGGUUUAUCCAAAAAGACAAGCCGCACUCCUGGCCUGUCAGUGUCUGCAGGCCACUUUGGGAGGACCAGCUCGGCUCCAGUUCUCCAGCUUCAACCCCAGAGGAGCAGGACAGCCAACCCCAAGGUUAGGCUGCAGGGAGAGGGGCCAACCCAUAGCUCCCAGCCCACCCUGGAGUCACUGAGGCUGGAUAAGGACAGCCAGUGGCCCCGGCAAAAGCAGUGACCCUGGA